CAGCCACCUUGUACGAACGGAAAAAGCUCGUUAGUGGGAGAUAAAUAAUUUUGAUUUGCAAUUUAAGAAAAGCGUUCAAAAUGAAAAAGGAUAAAGCUGCUUCUGGAGACGGGGUUGUUCGCAAAGAGCUCAACCCAUGGCCACAGUACAUAGAGGAACGCAAUGUGUUUUGGGAGAAAUGCAAGGCAGAGUAUUUGGCCGAAUUGGCUGGCAAGCCACGUACACCCAUCAAAGUAACAUUGCCUGAUGGGAAUCAGGUGGAGGGCAUUAUGUGGGAAACCACUCCAUACAAUGUUGCUUGUGGUGUUAGCCAAGGCCUAGCUGAUAAUACAGUGAUCGCCCAGGUCAAUGGCGUCUUGUGGGACCUUGAUCGGGUACUGGAAGGGGAUUGCAAAUUGCAGUUACUCAAGUUCGAUGAUCCAGAAGCCCAGGCUGUUUUUUGGCACAGCUCUGCCCAUAUAAUGGGCGAGGCCAUGGAGCGUAUUUACGGUGGACACUUGUGCUAUGGACCACCGAUUGAAAAUGGCUUUUACUACGACAUGCAUCUGGACGGCGAAGGCAUCUCUACCAACGACUAUGGUGCCAUAGAGAGUGUGGUCAAGCAAAUCGUGAAGGAGAAGCAAACCUUUGAGCGUUUGGUGAUGAAGAAGGCCGACUUGUUGGAAAUGUUUAAAUAUAACGAGUUCAAGGUCCGCAUUUUGAAUGAGAAGGUAGACAGCGAUCGUACUACGGUGUACAAAUGCGGUUCGUUAAUAGAUUUAUGCCGCGGUCCGCAUGUGCGUCACACCGGUAAGGUAAAGGCGCUAAAAAUCACCAAAAACUCGUCGACAUAUUGGGAGGGCAAAGCUGAUGCAGAGACAUUGCAGCGCGUCUAUGGCAUUUCGUUUCCAGAAGCCAAACAGCUCAAGGAAUGGGAAAAGUUGCAGGAAGAGGCAUCUAAACGUGAUCAUCGCAAAAUUGGACGGGAACAGGAGCUAUUUUUUUUCCACGAAUUGUCGCCGGGCUCCUGCUUCUUUCAGCCACGCGGCGCUCACAUCUACAACACGCUUAUCAACUUCAUCAAGUCCGAGUACAGGAAGCGUGGUUUCCAGGAGGUUAUAUCUCCCAAUAUCUACAAUGCCAAAUUGUGGCUGACUUCGGGACAUUGGCAGCACUAUUCCGAAAAUAUGUUUUCCUUUGAGGUGGAGAAGGAGAAGUUUGCAUUGAAGCCUAUGAACUGUCCCGGCCACUGCUUAAUAUUUGAUAAUCGUAAUCGCUCUUGGCGUGAGUUGCCACUUCGCUUGGCCGAUUUUGGCGUGCUCCAUCGUAACGAGCUGUCGGGCGCACUGACCGGACUCACACGAGUACGCCGCUUCCAGCAAGAUGAUGCGCACAUUUUCUGUGCGGCUGAACAAAUCCAGGAGGAGAUAUACAGCUGUUUACACUUUUUAAACCACGUUUACACAAUCUUUGGCUUCACCUUCCAGCUAGUCCUGUCUACUCGACCAGAAAAAUAUCUGGGUGAGCUGGAACAGUGGAAUGCAGCCGAAAAGGCGCUGGCCGAAUCUCUUAACGAAUUUGGUAUGCCGUGGAAGGAGAAUCCCGGCGACGGCGCCUUCUAUGGCCCAAAAAUCGACAUCACUAUUAUGGACGCGUUGAAGCGGGCGCAUCAGUGCGCCACAAUACAACUAGACUUCCAGCUGCCCAUUCGUUUCAACCUGAACUAUGUUGCUGACGAUGGCGAAAAGAAACGUCCGGUUAUUAUACACCGUGCUAUUAUGGGCUCUGUGGAGCGCAUGAUUGCUAUUCUCACGGAGAACUAUGCCGGCAAAUGGCCCUUCUGGCUGUCACCGCGACAGGUCAUGGUGGUGCCUGUGGGUCCAGCCUAUGAUGAUUAUGCUAUCUCGGUUCGUCAGCUAUUGUAUUCAGCUGGAUUUUUGAGCGAGGCCGAUUGCGAUGCCGGCGAUACCCUAAACAGGAAGAUACGAAAUGCCCAGCUCGCUCAAUUUAAUUUCAUACUAGUCGUUGGCGAGAAAGAGCGCUCUUCGGGAACGGUGAACGUGCGCACCCGAGAUAACAAGGUGCACGGGGAAGUGUCAAUUGCCGAGCUCAUGAUAAAGUUACUGAAAAUACGUAACGACUUUGUGUCAAAUGAGGACAACUUCUAGAUAAUUUUAUUAUUAUUAAUCAUCAAUAUUUAUAUUAGCAAAGCAACCUAUAGCUCACAAAUAUUUAAAUAAAGACUAAACUAUAUAAUCUC
Messenger RNA from Scaptodrosophila lebanonensis, 2239 nucleotides. RefSeq names its product threonine--tRNA ligase, cytoplasmic-like. Gene Ontology annotation, biological process: threonyl-tRNA aminoacylation. Gene Ontology annotation, cellular component: cytoplasm. NCBI's taxonomy places the organism in Eukaryota, Metazoa, Arthropoda, Insecta, Diptera, Drosophilidae. Gene Ontology annotation, molecular function: ATP binding; threonine-tRNA ligase activity. The record is from RefSeq and is a predicted model, not a curated record. The transcript has 5 exons. The coding region runs from base 81 to 2147 and encodes 688 amino acids.